AACUCCUAUAUCCGUUUGCGUCUUCUAACUAAGUACAUUAUACGUCAUCGUGCAUUUACUUACUAUAAAACGACGGAUAGAAAAUUUGAAAUAUCACUUAUAAAUACCAUUGCGAACAUAAUUUUAUAAAACCACAUUAUAUGUGUUGCAGUUUGAAAUUUGAAAGUUUGAACACUACACACACUGAUAUUUCAUGAUGUCUACCUUUCCACCGAUGGUUAUUGGGGGAGUUGUUAUUACCUCUUUAUCAUUCCUGCUGCAUAUAAUAGCAUUCUCAACAACAUAUUGGUAUACAUUUGGAGAUGUUAUUCAUAUGGGAUUAUGGAAAUCAUGUUACCAAUCAAAAGGUGUAGAAGCGUGUUCUUAUUAUACAGAAUUACCAGUAAGUGAUGCCCAUCUGAUAGCUGCCGCAGUUCUUGAAAGUUUGGCACUGGUAGCAUUUGUUGUAGCUGUGAUAUGUGCUUUCCUUAAGAUGUUUGUACUCAAGGAAAAGGGAAAUAUGUUUGCUAUCACAGGUGUAUUUAACUUAAUUGCAGUUGACAAAGAUGGAACGCUAUAUAGAUUAAAUUGUGGACGCAAAAAAACGUUUAGACAGACCAUGCAUUAUACACUAUGUUGUAAACGACUUGUUAAAAAUGACAUUUGUUGCCUGAAAGAGGCGAGUGUGUUACGGUUAAGGUUAAAGCACUGACAAGCCUCUACAUUUGACGGUUCGGGAUUUCCUUCAUAUUGGAAUAAUUCAAAUCAAAUCCAAAUUGAUAUCACUUCCAGUUAUUGAGAAGGUAAUCGUUUACUGACGCUGAAAAUAACAGAAGGUCGUCCAUCAUAAAACCUUACAACUUAGAAUUUUCAUUUUCCGUCAUAGUAGAUACAAUAUAUAUAAGAAGAUGUGAAACGAGUGCCAAAGAGACAAAUCUCUCAACCAAGUCACAAUUAUAAAAAAUAACCAUUAUAGGUCAAAGUGUGGUCAACAACACUGGUCAUUGGCUUACACCAAACAACAUCCUAUAAAAAAGGUUAUAUUGACUUGGAAAUCAGUAACUAGUCAGUUAAAAUAUAUGCCUUUUUCUUUAAAGGUGAAUUUGCCUUGAUAGGAACAAUAGUAUUUGCAACAGAGUCUUAUGGAAGCAUAACUAUGGAUUCUUCAAAGUUCCACUAUUCCUUUGGGCUAUGUAUUGUAGGUGGAAUAGGAGGGAUUUUUUCAGGGAUUGUGUUCCUCGUAGCAUGGCGAUGGUGGAAGAACUAACGACGACAUCUGUCAUUGUGUUAAUUCUAGCAUGGCAAUAUGUGAAAGAUUAGGCGGAGUAGUCUCUGGCAUUGUUUUAUAGGAAGCAGCUUAAACUAUGAGCUAUCUGUAUAAAUCGUAUUUCUUUGAACGCUUAUCUUCAUCAAUAUUAUUGUAUUCGACGGAUUUUAACGAUACAUAUUGCUAUUCUAUGUUCCGUGGUGUAAAAUCGUACAAACAAUAACGAGUUGUGUUAUUUAACAAACGUCAGGUUUGAUUAAUAGAGCCGCAUGAUUGUUAUUUGUUAAACUGAUAUGUUAUAAAUCAGCAACAAGUGCACAAACAAUAUAAAUUUUGUAUUUUCGGAAUGUUUUUUUAAAACCACAAUGUUUUGGAUUUCUAGAAUGUAUUUUAGUAACAUGAUGUGGUAUGCACUUUCCAAUAUGCUAUCGUUGACCUUAUAACACCUAAACCCAACAGUAUUUGCCUGCAAAAUGAGUGAAUACAACUGUACAUAUGAUAAGGUUUUAACGCAUCAACAAUGUAUCUAGUUAUCAAGGAUAUAUAGUGACGUAUCAUUCUACGCAAGGUGAAAUUAUGUCUUAUCGUGAUAUACUUGGCGUGAUAAAUUCAAGGAACGGCAAAUCAGUCUUGAUAUUGGAAUAUCAAAAUGUGGAAGCUGUUUAAAUGCUGACUCAUUCAUUUUGGGCCGUACAUAUCUGUAAUGCCUUUGAUAUUUUGUAUCUUAUUAUUCUUAAUAAAGAAUUUUUGUGAAAGUUUAAA
Messenger RNA from Mytilus trossulus (common blue mussel), 2008 nucleotides. RefSeq names its product epithelial membrane protein 3-like. The transcript has 3 exons. NCBI's taxonomy places the organism in Eukaryota, Metazoa, Mollusca, Bivalvia, Mytilida, Mytilidae. Bases 194 to 691 code for a protein of 165 amino acids. The record is from RefSeq and is a predicted model, not a curated record. Gene Ontology annotation, cellular component: plasma membrane.